Phacochoerus africanus (Common warthog) is the source of this 1098-nucleotide messenger RNA. RefSeq names its product small cell adhesion glycoprotein (gene SMAGP). The record is from RefSeq and is a predicted model, not a curated record. The transcript is spliced from 4 exons. NCBI's taxonomy places the organism in Eukaryota, Metazoa, Chordata, Mammalia, Artiodactyla, Suidae. Bases 225 to 518 code for a protein of 97 amino acids.
GGGACCUGGGCAGGGCGGGAGGGCCCCGCGAGCCCGCUCGCCCACACUCACACCGCAGCCGCCGCGGCCGCGGCAGGAACCGAAACCGAGAGCGGCCGAGCUCGGGCCUCGGCUGGAGCCUCCCGUCGCGGCCGCUCGGAACCGGUGCCCGGGACGGGCCGCCCUCGGAACGCAGGGCGAACGCGGAUCUGCACCUCCCUGCAGGUGCCCGACCACCUGACGCGAUGACGAACCUAACAACCGUGCCUUCUCCAGGAGAAGAACUGAUGAGCACCCCAAUUCUACGGCCCACUGAGGCCCCGUCCCCAGAAGCUGAAGCCAGCACAGCACUCAUUGCAGUUGUCAUCACCGUGGUCUUCCUCACCCUGCUCUCUGUCGUGGUCCUGAUCUUCUUUUACCUGUACAAGAACAAAGGCAGCUACGUCACCUACGAACCUGCCGAAGGCGAGCCCGGCGCCGUCCUCCAGAUGGAGAGUAACUCUGCCAAGGGCAAGGAGAAGGAGGAAUACUUCAUCUAAUGGUUCCCGGGCCCCAAGGAGCUCAUCCAGGCUCCAGUGCUGACACACUAUUUAUUAGGUGAGAGUUUUAUCUGAAACCGAUGAGAAGCAUCCAUCGCUGUGGGCAGACCAGAGCUCCUUCCAGGACCCAGGCCCAAAUGCCAGCAUCACAGACGCCAGGGCCCAGAGACCUGGAGAAAGCGGCUCAUGAAGUCUCGAGCCGGACCUUUGUCAUACAGCUAGUGUUUGUGAUUGAGCGACGAGGUGGAGCCGUACCAAGCAGCCCCCGGGUACUGCCUGGCCAUCGUCACUUUCUCCACAGCUCAGAGGGAAGGAGAGUUGGGGGUCACUGGUUGCUCCUGCGUUCCCUAUCUGGUCACCUAGUGACAGCCCGAGUGCAAAUAGUGUCCCCUGGAAGCUCCUCCCAGAGGCUGGAGCCCACAGUGAAAGGCCAGGCCGGGAGGGGCAGGAGGGCCGUGAAAAACGUCACUGCUGAGGGGCGGGCCACCUCCCUUAACCUGAGCCCUUCCUUCCCACAGUCCCCGGCAACCCAGACGUAGGCUGUUUUUAUCGGAAUUAAAAAUUUUUAUUGAUACAGAAA